GGCUUGAAGGGCUUUUUAGGGAGGGAGGGAGAGAGGGAGAGAGAGAGAUGGAUGUAUAUCUGUCGAAUUUGCUUGUAAUAGCUGGUGUUUUGAUCCUACCAUGGGUUUGGAAGGUAUUCAACUACGUUUGGUGGAGACCCAAAAUGCUGGAGAGGACUCUGAAGAAGCAAGGCAUCCAUGGCCCACCCUACAAACUCCUCUCUGGGAAUAUAGUCGAUAAUUUCAGGGCGUUGAAGGAAGCACAAGCCAAACCCAUGGGCCUGUCUCACCAGAUCGUGCCACGUGUCGCCCCCUUCCAUCUUCAGACGGUGAAGAAUUAUGGAAAAACAUCCGUCACAUGGUUUGGAACAGAUCCGAGGGUGAAUAUCAUGGAUCCAGAACUGAUAAGGGAAGUCCUUUCAAAUAAGUUUGGCCACUUUACAAAGCCACCACCGACGUCACUGUUGAAGCAGUUAGUAACAGGGCUAGUGACCCACGAAGGCAAAAAAUGGGCAAAACAUAGGAGAAUCAUCAACCCCGCCUUCCAUGUAGAGAAGUUGAAACGGAUGUUACCAGCAUUCUCUACAAGUUGCAAUGAAUUGGUCAGCAAAUGGGAGCAGUGGGUUGGUUCUGAAGAGUCCCGUGAAUUAGAUGUGUGGCCUGACCUCCAGGCUUUAACGGCAGACGUUAUCUCACGGGCAGGGUUUGGUAGCAGCUAUAAAGAAGGAAAGCGGAUUUUCCAACUCCUAACAGAACAGUCAGAGCUUAUUAUGCAGGCUGUUCAGACAGCAUUCAUACCUGGUUAUGAGUUUUUGCCCACAAAAGGGAACCUAAGGAGAAGGGAAAUCGUCAGAGAAGUGAAAGCUAUUUUGAAGAGUAUGAUUGAGAAGAGGGAGAAGGCUAUGAAAACAGGGGAAGCCGACAAUGAUGAUUUGUUGGGCUUGCUAAUGGAAUCCAAUUUCAAAGAAUCCCAAGAACAAGGUAACUCCAAUAGCAUGAAUAUUGAAGAUGUGAUAGAGGAGUGCAGGCUAUUCUACUUUGCAGGGCAGGAGACCACAUCAAGCUUGCUGACAUGGACAAUGAUUGUGUUGAGUAUGCAUCCGAGUUGGCAAGUGCAAGCAAGGGAGGAGGUGUUGCAAGUCUUUGGGGAGAACAAACCGGAUAUUGAUGGCUUAAGCCACCUCAAGAUUGUAACCAUGAUUCUGUAUGAGGUUCUCCGACUGUACCCGCCUGCGAUAUUCCUCACUCGGUGCACUUACAAAAGAAUGCAACUAGGAGGAAUAAACCUCCCAGUCGGUGUACAACUCGCACUGCCGGUUCUCCUCAUCCACCAUGAUCCUGAGCUCUGGGGCGAGGAUGCAGAUGAAUUCAAGCCAGAGAGAUUCUCUGGAGGAGUCUCCAAGGCGACGAAAAAUCAAGUCUCAUUCUUCCCUUUUGGGUGGGGCCCUCGGAUAUGCAUCGGGCAGAACUUUGCCAUGAUAGAAUCUAAGUUAGCUUUGGCCAUGAUCCUACAGCGUUUCUCGUUCGAGCUAUCACCCUCCUAUGUCCAUGCUCCUUACACUGUUGUAACUCUCCGUCCUGAGUAUGGCGCUCAACUCAUCUUACAUAAACUUUAAGUGUCCAUUUGGCGUUUGUCAUGGAACUAUGUUGAUGGAAUCAUCUAGGUAUGGUUAUUUUAUUAUAAUUAUUCUUGUGAUGACAAUAAAUAUCUAUGUUUGGCAGUAACAUUCGCUAUCGGUAUUAACAUAUGUGGAUACCGCUAUCUAUUGUUUGGAUUACAUAAAUUGGGAUGUUAUAUAUUAAUCAUAAAAUAUUUGAGUUUUUUUA
Magnolia sinica is the source of this 1806-nucleotide messenger RNA. RefSeq names its product cytochrome P450 CYP72A616-like. Lineage: Eukaryota; Viridiplantae; Streptophyta; Magnoliopsida; Magnoliales; Magnoliaceae. Gene Ontology annotation, molecular function: monooxygenase activity; iron ion binding; oxidoreductase activity, acting on paired donors, with incorporation or reduction of molecular oxygen. The coding region runs from base 48 to 1595 and encodes 515 amino acids. The transcript has 5 exons. The record is from RefSeq and is a predicted model, not a curated record.